CUACAAUUACAAAUGGGCGAUCGGUGAGAAAUGAGCUCAUGGGUGCCCCGAAGUCACGAGGCUCUCUGACUAAUAUUUUUUUCUUAUACUUGAGAUCUUAUCGUUCCUGGUAGUUAGCAUUAGAAAAGAAGAAAAAAGUAAAAUCUCCACCUCAGUUUUGUUCCAUCUUGUGAGAGACUCAUUUUCAUGAAUGUUUGCAACACCAGCAUUUAGUGUUUUGUGUUAAUUUUGAUUUUUUUUCGCAAAAAAUGAUGAGGAAAAGGAAGCUGACCGUAGACUCGUCAGGAGGAAAGAAUGGUAAAAAUAAUAAAGGCAGUGAACAAAACGCCAUGAUAUGGAACGAUACAAACAUAGACUCGGACGACCCUGCGCUUCCUCAUACUCGACCGAAGACAAAAAAAUUUGGCAAGACUCUUCCCCCUCUCGAAAUCAAGCCUGCUCUAUCCGACGGCAUAUUGUCGCCAAAUCUAGUGACGCCUCCCACACCAGGACUGUUGGAGGCACUCGAUAAAUUCUUACCAAGAACGCCUAUCUUCGCCGACGUGUACGGCAAUGUCAAAACCGACGAGGUAACUAAGUGGAUAUUCAGCGAUCACUGGAACAAUGAAACGCGCCUCUGUCAAUACUUUAGCACGAAACCUUACGACGAAGUGUGCAAUUUUGUAAAGGAUGAGUUGCAAAAGCGUAAAUUACGCUCCAAGUGCAUUUGCUGCGGCAACUCUCUGUUGCAUUUGUCGAUACGGGUAGGCUACGACAAGAUAUCGAUGCUGCUUAUGAGCGAAAAUUUGAUCCACUGCAAGAAUGAUCUGGGCGAGACUCCACUGCACACGGCAUGCGACGUUGGCAGUCUGGAAAUCGUAGACGAAUUGAUCGAGAACGGAGCCGAUCCCUCCGCCAAAGAUAAUAGUGGCAUAGCGCCGGUUUACAUUGCACUGGCUAAAGGUCGUAGCGAGAUGGUGGAUUUCUUCAUUCAGAAUGGUACCGAUGUGAAUCAACCGCUUUCACAAUUUUACAAAAUUAUGCCGUUGCAUGUGGCCGCUCUCAAAGGCUUCUCCUACAUAGUUAGCAUGUUGCUUCACUACGGUGCCGAUCCCGAGGCACAAACGAAGCAAGGCCACAGCGCCGCCAGCAUUGCCAUCGUUUCGAAUCAUACGGAAUGUGCUAAACAAAUCUUGGCUACCAUACCGGAUUUAAACGUAGAUUUGAGACACAUCAAUAAUCAGACGCUUCUGCACUUAUCGUGCCAAUACGAUCGAGAGGAAUGCGUGAAAAUGUUACUUCUUCUGGGAGCCGAUAUACAUUUGCAGGAUGAAAACGGAAUGACAGCUUUACAUAUCGUAGCUCACAAGAAUCACCUGAAUUUAAUGCAAAUACUUUUGAGUUAUGGUUGUAACGUCAACGUCACCGACAAAUGGAACCGUACACCCCUUUACUCCGCCGUGAUGAGCAAUCACGCAAGCAUGGUGAAAAUGCUGUUGACCUACGGUGCUAACACGGACUCAAUCGGAAUGGCUUUGCACAAAGCAUUGAAAAACAAUCAACGCCAAGUUGUCAUGCUGCUGUUGAAUCAUGGCGUCGAUGUUCAAAGUCGAGAUUUGGUCGGCAACACGUUACUCCAGACUACCGUCAAACAAGGAGACGUUGAAAUAACUAGACAGCUGCUUCGAUUGGGUGCCGAUGUUAGUUUGAUUGGGGGAAUUAAUUCACUGAUGCCGGAUGCGAUGAGAAGUAAAAAUCCUCAACUCGUCGCUUUGUUGUGCGAUGCUGGUGCCGAUGUCGAUAAUCCGAAUGAAGACGGCACUACACCGAUCGAGCGAGCUAUGCUCAUAGGAAAUCACGAGAUCUUAGAUAUCCUUUUGAGAUACACUAAAAAGUCUGACCAAAAAAUAAUGACUAGAAAGGCAAGCCAGGAUCGUGACAAUCCGCUCGAAUAUCACGCAGAAGAAUUGAAACAAUUAUGGGAAAAGUUUCGUUACGAAUGAUGUUUUAUGGCUUUCAGGAUUUUUAUAAUUAAUUCAACAAAACAUAGGACGUUUUGCGUAUGCAUAAAAUUUCAAAUGUGUAGCUGUAUUCAGAGUAGAACUAUUUCAUAUGAUUGACAUUCAAUUGUGACAAUGCAAAAGUACCAUACUUAUUAAUUGUUAAGGUUAACUUACACGAAAAGCUGCUUAGCUGAAUGAAACUUGAUUAAAGGCCAA
Trichogramma pretiosum is the source of this 2198-nucleotide messenger RNA. RefSeq names its product tankyrase-1-like. Gene Ontology annotation, molecular function: protein binding. The record is from RefSeq and is a predicted model, not a curated record. The transcript has 5 exons. Lineage: Eukaryota; Metazoa; Arthropoda; Insecta; Hymenoptera; Trichogrammatidae. The coding region runs from base 249 to 1982 and encodes 577 amino acids.